Panonychus citri (citrus red mite) is the source of this 987-nucleotide messenger RNA. RefSeq lists its product as uncharacterized. The record is from RefSeq and is a predicted model, not a curated record. Bases 1 to 987 code for a protein of 328 amino acids. Lineage: Eukaryota; Metazoa; Arthropoda; Arachnida; Trombidiformes; Tetranychidae. The transcript has a single exon.
AUGUCGAGUAGUUGUCGUUCAUGUCCAUCAUCAGGAUCACUUAACUCUGAACAGAAAGCUAUCCCGAUCAGAAUAGUUCAGCCUCAGGCCUCAUUUCGAAUGGUAAAACAAAGUGCUCCGGCCAGUUGUCCAUGUGCUGCGACAGCUUCGUCCUGUGCGUGUGAUACAAUGAGAUCAUCAUGUCCAUCCGCGGGUGUUGCUCCAUCGCCAGUUUCCCUUCCGACACCCAUGGCUUGGGGUAGUCAGCCCACAAUGACAAUGAUUACUAAUUCGGGAAGCUGGACAAUGACAUUACCAUCAACUGCACCAGCUCAGGUCCCAGUACCCGUCCCAGUACCAGUUCCUGUUCCAGUACCAACACCAACACCAGUACCAGCACCAGCACCAGUACCAAUACCAGCUCCACCCGCUCAAAUAAUCACAAUGCCACCAAUAAAUUCAGGUUGGGGUCCAUCAGUUAUACCCGCUCCCGCUCCUGUUCCCGUUCCAGCUCCAGUGGCAACUAUGCCCAUCGUAACAAAUGGGUGGCAACCAAUGCCACCUCGAGUUCAAAUACCGCCAUCAAUACCACCAAUGGGCUGGUCAAUGCCGACCCCUUCACCCGUCCCUUCACCUGUCUCUCCACCCGCUAUGAUGAUCAUGGGUUGGGCUCCUAGUCCAGCCCCAGUCCCAGCCCCAGCUCCAAUACCAGCACCUGCACCAAUCCCUGCAAUCAUGAUGGGCUGGGCUCCAGCACCAGCACCAGCUCGUCCCCCACCAUCACCACCUCCAAUGAUGAUCUUGGCUCCGUCAAUGGGCUGGGGUAGUCCAGCUCCAGCCCCAUCACCCGCUCCUGUCCCAUCAUCAGGCUGGGGCGCGCCAAGUCCAACCGGAAACUCAAAGUGCAAUAAUAAAGGUUGUGGGUCAGGUAAACAAAAGGUACUUUAUAUUGUCGUUGAAGAGCAAAAAAUGACUCCGAUGAUGAUGAUGAAAGAUAGUUGGGAUUAA